This is a messenger RNA of Larimichthys crocea (large yellow croaker), 1226 nucleotides long. RefSeq names its product tRNA selenocysteine 1-associated protein 1. The record is from RefSeq and is a predicted model, not a curated record. NCBI's taxonomy places the organism in Eukaryota, Metazoa, Chordata, Actinopteri, Sciaenidae. Bases 116 to 1093 code for a protein of 325 amino acids. Gene Ontology annotation, biological process: selenocysteine incorporation. The transcript has 10 exons. Gene Ontology annotation, molecular function: tRNA binding. Gene Ontology annotation, cellular component: nucleus.
UGGCGUACUUUCCUCCAUAACUGCUUUGCUAGUUAGCGUGUGCAUCUUGGAAGGUUGAGCUGAAUUUACAACUUCUUUGAGUUCACGUUGGAAUAUUCACCUCCACUACGACAACAUGAGCACGCUAUGGAUGGGCAACCUGGAGACCUACAUGGAUGAGAAGUUUAUCACCAGAGCCUUUUCUACCAUGGGCGAGCAAGUGAUUAAUGUGCGGAUCAUACGCAACAAAAUGACAGGGGGAGCCCUGGGUUACUGUUUUGUGGAGAUGACAGAUGAGGCCACAGCUGAGAGAUGUCUUCGCAAAAUCAACGGAAAAGCCUUACCAGGAGCCAAUCCGCCCACAAGAUUCAAGUUAAACCGAGCCACCUUUGGGAAGCAAGACGGCGGUCAGAUGUAUUCUCUGUUUGUGGGAGAUCUGACUCCAGAGGUGGAUGAUGGAAUGCUCUAUGAGUUCUUUUACAACCGUUACCCUUCCUGUCGUGGUGGAAAAGUGGUGCUGGACAGCAUGGGCAACUCCAAGGGCUGUGGCUUUGUUCAGUUCCCAGAUGAGCGACUACAGAAGCGAGCGUUAGAGGAGUGUCAGGGUGCUGUUGGACUGGGUGGUAAACCUCUGAGACUCAGUUUGGCUGCUAACAAUUUAAGGAACAGGCAGCAGCAGCAGCAGCAGCCGCAGCAGCCGUCAGAGCACAGAUCAUGGCAGUCCAGCUCAGGAUAUAGAAACAACUAUGACCAGUACAACCACUACCAGCAGCAGGCCUAUCCUGGAUAUUACCCGUCCUGGGGCUACGACCAGACUGGAGGAGGUUAUGGCUACAACUAUCAGCAGUAUGAUUACACGCAGUAUCCCCCACCACUGGAAAGUGAAAGUGAAACUAUUCAGGAUAGUGAACUUGAAGCAGAUGGCAUAGACGGAGUCCAAUGGCUAGCAGCAGAUCCCAGUCUGGAGCUGGAUGUGGUGGAGGCCAAUAGGAAGUUCAUGGAGCUCAGUGAGGAACUAUAUGAUGCUCUGAUUGAGUGCCACUGGCAGCCAGCAGAGCUCUCUACAGAACAGGACUUUAUGACAUCCAGCCUGCCAGAGCCCAUCUACUGCUGAAAGGGAACACAUUUUCUUCUUUUGACUUUAUCUCCCAGGGGUAUUUCAUUUGCAGUUGUUUGAUGACAUUUUGACAGUCUGGAUUAUUUUUGUAAGGACAUAAAAAUUAAAUGAGUCAUGGUCAUGGAUCCUA